UUUCUCGGUUUGGAAUCCAUCUCGGCAAAAGUAUACGCUUCUCGACCUGUCCCUCCUCUGCGACCCGAUCGCCGAGCCCCGUCCAGCGACUAGGAUGUUGGUUUGCACGCCAGUGUUCAUGGAGUUGCUAUAACCCCGGAUCUCGCUAGAGUACCAUGCCGAACGCUGCUGCACCUGUUUCUGCUCAGCAGACUCCACCGGCUUCCCGCCUCCUCGGGGAUCAAGAUCAGGAUAGAGACCACAGCGCCGACGAAUCCUGGUCUGCAGCUGACAGCGAUCUCGAUCGCUUCCCUCCCAAUGGCUCAACGGCCUCUAAUGCGCUGAAGCGGAAACGCCCCCUCACUGUGUCAUGCGAGCUAUGUAAGCAGAGGAAAGUCAAGUGUGACCGAGCGCAGCCCAGCUGCGGAUGGUGUACUCGCAACGGCCAGCUAUGUGAGUACAAGGAGCGCAAGAAGCCCGGCCUUCGCGCAGGGUACGGCAAGGAGCUUGAACAGCGCCUCGACAGACUGGAGGAGGUCAUUCAGACCCAAGCUCGUCUUAUUGAAACACAUAUUAUACAAGGCCAACCUCAUUUCAAUGCCGAGCUCCCACACGCGGCGCCUCUGUCGUAUAGCUCGCCAUCAGAGCCAUCUGCCGCCCAUGGACCGAGUCCCCGUAAUGCGUUCUAUUUUCAAGACGCGUCGUCGGUACCGAUACCACCCCGUCACCCUGAGACAUCCAUCACUAGCCCUUCCGACAUGUCAGUGAAGAACACGAUGCAGACUCAUCUCCCCGGUGGUAUGCCCCCCGCAGUCAAUCUACCUCAAGUCCCGAACACCACUGCUCAAAAUGACUACACUGGGAAUGAAUCAUCAUUGAAGGUACCGGUGAACCUCUUUUCGAACCAAGAGCAGUCACUUGCCGACCCAGAGCUUGAUCUACCACCGUAUGACUUGCUUUAUGCGCUGGUGGAUCUUUACUUUGAGCACAUCAAUACUUGGUGUCCCAUAUUACACCGCCGCACCACCUUGGAUAUAUUUUUCGGACCGUCGCCGCUUGACGAAGCUGACCGAAUAGUUCUCUAUGCCAUUGUCGCGACCACCCUCCGAUUCUCGGGCGAUGGCCGGCUCAACGAGCAGAACCGCAAGCGAUACCACGACUCGUCCAAACAGAAGGUGCUUCUUUAUGGACUUGAAAAUUCAUCUGUCAAAGCUCUCCAAGCUCUCGUGAUCCUAGCUUUGGAUCUCGUGGGCUCUUCCAACGGGCCUCCGGGGUGGAAGUUGCUGGCUCUGAUUACGCGAUCGGUGGUCCAGCUAGGAUUAUCAGCUGAGUCAAAAUCAUCGCUCAUCGCGCCGAUCUAUCCUUCUAUAUAUACUCUGAGAGCAGUAACUCUCCCAGAAUCGGAUUCCUGGAUCGAGGAUGAGGGUAGGCGCAGACUCUUCUGGAUGGUAUAUCUGCUGGACCGAUAUUCCACGAUCGCGACAGCCUUCGAUUUUGCCUUGAAUGACAAGGACAUUGACCGCAAGCUGCCUUGUAAGGACGAAUACUUUGCCAAAAAUCAGCCCGUGGAAACCCGGUGGUUUCACCACUCAAGUGAACGAACAGACUAUCUAAGCCAUGCCGAGAACGUUGGAUCCUUUGGCCUCUAUAUGGAGAUCCUCGGGAUUCUCUCUCGGGUCCAUCUGUUUUUGAAACGGCCCGUGGACAUCGGUGCGCUAUCUGAUGUUGAGGAAUGGCAAGCAAUGUACCGCAAGUUGGAUAGCGAGUUGACAUCCUGGGAAUUCGGCCUUCCUGCCGAAUAUGCCUACGAAAAUUCUUCCCGGCUGUUCAACGGACCGAAACACAGCAAGAGUGUUCCCUGUGACUGGGUCCAACUUCAUACCACAUAUCAAACUGCGGUCAUCAGACUUCAUUCGUCUGCUGCUUAUCCGACCACGCGCUCUCCAAUUUUCACGCCAUCGUACAGCGCGAGUCAACGUUGUCUACUCGCCGUCGAUAACAUUCUGUCUGUGACUCGCUUUGUGGUCGACAAUAAUAUGCUUGAUAAGCUUGGGCCCCCAUUUGCCUUCACCCUCUGGGUGUCUGCUCGUUUACUACUUGUUCAUGGCUCCACCAUCGCCCACACUGUGAGCCCAGAUAUAAUCUUCUUCGUGGACACUCUUGCUCGCAUGGGAAAGUACUGGAAGGUGGCAGAGCGCUAUAGUUGUAUCUUGCAACGAGUGCUUGACGAGUACGGCGAAUACCAGCAAUCCGGCGUUGACGACAGCGAGCGUGUCACACCGUCCACCGUCAAAAUCCUCGCAGACAUGCGCCGCUGCGCCUUUGAUCUGGACUUCCUGAUUUCUCGGCAGCCGCGAUCAUCUCCGGUGGGCAGCCAGCCAGCACCGCAACCAUCGGUGACGCAGUCACGCAAUCUCGCGCCCAAUGAACUGGAGUAUCUAGAUGUCUUUGGUUUCUUCAACGUUCCGCGCGUGCCACCGGCGCGGGCUCCCGAUAUCAGCAGUCUCGACAUCAAUGAGGCGGUUAACAACCCGAUGUCCAUUCAUGGGUUGACGGGAGCCAGCGCCAGCAACUCCGUCGUCGAUGGGGCGCCUCCGAACGCGAACGAAUUCAACAUUACGAACUAUUUGAUCCCGACCCCCGAAACGGAUUGGCUGUUUCGCCCUGCAGGAUAGAAAAGCCCUUGUUUCCCCCGCCUUUCGAAUGAGAGAAUUAGUGGAAGAUAUGCAUUCCCUAGCGUCUGCACUGAAACACGCCCUUAUUACCUCCUCCAUUAUGAUCGACCUCCAGGGGACAGUCAUGAUCGGGGCUGUAUAUUCCCACAUUUAGGCCCAAUCCCAACUCAUUGCCCCAGAUGCUUUAGUCUUUGGGCUACUCCUGCAGUCCCAAUAAGGCCCCUUCAGGUCCAGCAAGGCAAAGGAAAAAGCAACGCCCCAUUAUUCAAGCCACCCGGUGUGAGGAGCAUCCCUUUAUUGCGCCCUUGCAAAUGUACUCUGAGCUCAUCGCACAAGCCUAGUCAAUUGCUCAGCCCUGAAAGAAAAACAAAAGAAGCACAUCUUGAAGAUUACCUUCGCUUUGACCCCACGUGUACUC
Molecule: messenger RNA, 3072 nt
Organism: Aspergillus steynii IBT 23096
Lineage: Eukaryota; Fungi; Ascomycota; Eurotiomycetes; Eurotiales; Aspergillaceae
Product: putative C6 transcription factor
Exons: 5
Coding region: 156-2654 (832 amino acids)
Biological process (GO): DNA-templated transcription; regulation of DNA-templated transcription
Cellular component (GO): nucleus
Molecular function (GO): DNA binding; DNA-binding transcription factor activity, RNA polymerase II-specific; zinc ion binding
Source: RefSeq, a predicted model, not a curated record